GCAUCCGGAUGUUAUGUCGUCCAACAAAAAUGGCGGUGUAAAUACUGUUUCAAAUCAGGUUUCGAAUGAGAGAAAAUUAAUGCAGAACUAUCAACGUUUAAUUCCUAUCUGUACUCAUGGCUGGUUUACCUCCGGGAGACCCACAGCUGGUCUCUAUGAUCGUUAAUCACUUAAAAACUCAAGGUCUUUUUGAUCAGUUCAGGAGAGACUGCUUAGCCGACGUAGAUACAAAGCCUGCUUAUUUGAACCUGAGACAACGCGUGGACAACUUUGUAUCAAAUCACCUCUCGAACCACACAUGGAGUCCUCAUCUAAACAAGAACCAACUGCGAAACAACAUCAGACAAUUAGUACUGCAGUCUGGAAUGCUCGAACAGGGAGUGGAUAGGAUUGUGGCUCAAGUGGUGGAUCCAAAAAUCCACCACAUUUUCAGGCCACAGGUCGAAAAGGUGGUCCGAGAGUUUUUAUCCCCAGGAAGCCAUGAAGAGGAACCCUCUGCAUAUUACCCUCCAGGGGAAGAGCGACAAGCCUUCCACCUUCCACCAUCAGCUAUGAUGUCUGCACCGGGCACUAGUACAAAUGCCAUGUCUAUCCUGGACACCAUCAGCUCCCUGAACCAGGAGGCAAGUAUCCGUGCUGGCGGGGAGAGGGGACUGAAGGCGACAGCAGAGGACCUGGCGGCAGAGGAGGCUGUGCUUAGGGCUGCGGAGGAUGCAGCGUUUAAGGCCGCAGAGGAGGCCAUGCUGAAUGGCAGCACCGGGGAACAAGACAUGAGCCUCGUGGAGGAGGACGAGGAGGCCGAAGCGGCGGAGAAGCAGCCUGAAGAGGGCGAGAAGGCAGCGGAUAUGUCCAGCACCGAGAUAAAGAUGGAGGAUGUGAGCGAAGAGAUGGACAUAGACGGAGAGUCGGAGGGCGAGGACGUGAAUGGGGAAGAGGAGGUGAAAGGAGAGCAGGUUGAAGAGGAAAAGGAUGUUAAAGAGGAGGAGGGCAAGGACAAAAAUAUGAGCAAAUCACCUGCUCAGACUGCAGAGGAGGCUCUGAGCAAGGAGCAAGACCCUAGCAAGACCAUUAAUGAGAAACAGCGCAUCCGACAGAAAGCCAGAGAAAGACUUAAAGAAGAAUAUUCUCUGGAGGAUUCCGAUCUGGAGGGCCUGAGUGACAUCACAGUGAGCUCUGUCCACACCAGUGACCUUUCUUCAUUUGAGGGCGAGAGUGAUGAUGAGCCACAACCGUCCGAUUCUACCGAGGAGGGCGAGAUCACAUCAGAAGAUGAGAAGGUAGAGAAUAAAGAGAAAGACGACACUGAAGACGGCGAGGAGAACAAGGAGCGCAAGCCUGGGGCCCGUCGCCAGGGCUACGUGCACAAACCCUUCCUCUACUCUCGUUACUAUAGCGACUCCGAUGAUGAGGUCACUGUUGAGCAACGUCGGCGGUCUGCAGCCAAAGACAAAGAAGAGAGGCUGCUGAAACGACAGCAGAACCGUGAACGCUUAGAGGAGAAGAGGAGGAGUAAACAGUCUCAGAUGGAGGAGCCAGAUGAAAGGAAGGCAGUGGAUGACACACCGAGACCCAGGGCCAAAGAGGCUUGCAAGGAGAAGAAAGUGCUGGAGAAGAAAGUGGCCCUCAGCCGGAAACGAAAGAGAGACUCAAGGAAGGAGGGUGAUGCUGGACACAAAAAGAAGGGGGACACAGAAGGGGAUGCCAUGAGAAGAGAUGACUCUCAGAAGGCGGGCAUCUCAAAGAGCCUGUCCUCAAAGUCCAUGAGGAAGACCUCUGAGUCGUCUGUGUUGGAGGAGGUCCACAGGAGGAAGAGCGUUAGUGUCUCAGAGGAACCCAGUGAGCCCAGGAAAGUGGUGGACAAAAACCGAACACAUUCCUUCAUUCUGGACCUGGAGCAGGGGUCCGAGGAGCUGCUCCGACAGAGGACCUCGGGCAAGUUUGACCGGCAUUCGCGCAAAGACCAGCACCUCAAGGACCGCAAAGAAAAGGAAAGGGACCGUAGCAUGUCCGACGAAUCCGCCAAACUCAAGCAGAAGGCCGAGAAGAAAGCAGAGAUGCACGGUGACGAGAGCUCACAGAAGGAGGGGGCCGAGGUGAAGGCCACCGCUGAGGACAAAGGGGAAAAGAAGAGCUCAAAAUUGAAGGUGGAAAAGAAGACUUUGUCUGUUGGCAGGGAGGCGAGGUCCUCUGUGUCCGAGGGGUCCGCGGUCGAGGAAGGGCACAGAGACUCCGGGCCAAAGAAAACUAAAGCCUCAAUGACGGAGGCCCUGAAAGACAAAGAGAAGGACAAAGAAAGGACCAAAGGAGAGAAGGCGGCUGGUAAAAGCGAUCCCCGACAGCCUCUUUCUCAUCCCGAUUCCACGGGAUCCUCGGAGGAGAGGUCGGAUCUGGAGCAGGGGUCGGAGGGGAACAGGAAGAAGGACAAGCUCAUAAAGGAGGUGCUCAAGCGAUCCAAGAGUUUGUCCGAGGUGAAACACGCCGAGAAGCACAGGUCCAGGCACGACAGCAAAGACUCGGACAAGGACAAGGUAAAAGGAGCUUACAGCUCGCCCGAACGACCGCAUCUGUCCAAGUCCAUCUCUGAGAGUGAUGGAGAAGCUCGGCGCGGCAGAGAUGUGGAGCCUGGGUCAAAGGGGAAGAUGUCCGAGAAGUCAAGGUCCAAGUCGAGAGAGGAGCCGAAAUCUCCGAUACUGUUCAAACCGGACAAGAAAGUUUCCAGUCAAGAUGCUAAGAGCAAAGGCGCUGCUUCAGCCAGUAAAGCGGACUCAACGAAGGAGAAAAAGAAAGAUGGGAGCUCAAAAGAGGAGAAGAAACCCUCUGAGGAAUAUUCCUCUGACAAGUCACAGGAGACCAAGGGCACGAGGAAGGCGAGCGAGAAGAAGGCCAAAGAUCCCGAGAAGAAGGGAGAAGCCCAAGGAGAGAGAAGAGGCAUAUCGAUGGCUUCCCCUCUUUCGCCAACCACUCCUGAGGCCCCCGUUGCAGAGACGGUCUCUCAGCCCAAAGAGUCGAGUCUGGAGGCAGCGCCCGUUGCGGCUGCAGAUCAUCACACAGCCGUCGUUUCUGUCGAUGUUUCUGAUGAUGCUUUUGAUGCCCUGAGUGACAUCACCCCAGAGCCCAAAGGGGAGGAUCUAGCUGCGCGGCUGGCCGAAUGUGAGGAGCAGCAGGAGGAGGUGAAGGAAGAGCCCAGGCCACUGCCGGCCGAGGCCGACGCCCUGCUGAGCCUGAUGGAGGUGUGCAGCUCGGCGGAGAGAAGGGUUGUGACGGAAACGGAGCCGAUACAGGAAGUGAUCCCGAGUGCAGGCCUGUCGCUGCAGGACGCGGACAUGAAGAUGAAGGAAGCAGCCCUCACCCUGCUCUCCAUGGACCCUGACAUGACGCUGUCGCCCAGUUUGAUUGACAGUCACAUGGUCUCCGUCGCCACGGAAGCAGUCACUCCUGCUGAAGAAGAAGUCACGCCUUCCCUUGAGUCGGCUGCUGAGGAGUCAGUAGUGGAUACCUCUGGAGGUGUUCAGGGAGCUGAAAGUGUCCAACCAUCACAGGAAACGCCUGCAGACCAACACACUCCUGGUGAAGAUGUUUCUGACAGUGCAGCAGCCCUGGUGGAGUCUCCUGUAGUAACUCAAGAAGAGGUCAUGCUGAAAGAUGCCCCAGCUGAGAAGUCCAGCGAGGAAGAAAAGCCUUGUGCUGCUACAGUGUCCACUGAACCCACAAAUGUUACCUCACCAUCUCAGAACAUGGAGGUAGAUAAUUUGGCUGAUCAGAAGGACCAAGAGUCCCAGGCUCCCUCAGUUGAUGUGAAAAAAGAGGAAACCAAAUUAAGAGGUAGAGGCAGAAGGGUGUCCAGCCAGACCUUGGCCUCUCCGUCGGAGACCGGCUCAACCUCUACUGUGUCUGACGUUACUGAAGUUAGCCAGCCAGAGGCGAGUGAGACUGAAGGACCCUCCAGCUGUAAAGAAGGAGAGGUUCCUCGUGUGUCUGCAGUGACCGAGACUGAAGAAGACCGGACACUAGAUGACACCUCUAAACAGGAGGAAGCUUUACAGGACACAAGGAUGCGAGAUGACACCUCUAAACAGGAGGAAGCUUUACAGGACACAAGUGUCGCACCCGAUGAAACUCCUCAACAAGAGAAAGAACCAGAAGCUGAAAUACCUGAGAAAGUGGAGGUGACGAGAGGAACUCGGAGAGGUCGUCAGGCCAGACUAGUCAAGCAGUCCAGCAGUGCCUCUCAGUCGGACGGUCAAGAGGAGGAGAGGGGAUCGGAUGUGUCAGAGAUGGAUGAAAAAUCCGAGGGCAGAGUGACCCGCAGAGGAAGAAGAAGUGCGGUGGCAGCAGCCAAGGACACCAGUAAAGCCAAGGCAGAGAAGGAGGUCACCACUGACCAGAGCUCUGAGCAACAGGUGGAGGACGCGGAGAGUGAGAAGGCCACCGAGCCUGAAGCUCCGCGCCGGGGACGCUCCUCUAAGGCCGCUGCCCAGUCCCCAGAGAGCCAGCAGGAGGAGCAAGGAGGAGAGGAGGGGCAGAAGGAGACUGAGAAGGUUGAGGAGCCAACUGUGCGCAGAGGCAGGCGCUCGGGAGCCCAGGCGAAAGAAGUUGCCGCAGGAAGGCCUGGUGGUCUGAAGAGGAAAAGGUCUGAAGAAACAGAGGAUUCUGGAGAGGAGGUGCCUGCUGAGGAGAAGAGUUCAGAAGGAACAGAGUCGUCCUCAGGCCAGGCCCCCCAGGAGAGCACUGCAUUGAGUCAGUCUGAAGAGCCCGAGGAGGAGAAGCAGGAGAGCUCGGCAGAAAUGAAAUCUGAUAAUGGAGAGGAGUCCGACAAGCCCCAGAAGAAGACCCCUCGUAGGGGAAGGCCACCCAAAGCAGCAGCAGCAGCAGCAGCAGCAGCAGCAAGCGUCGACUCCACGGAAGACGCGGGUGCUCAAUGCAACAAACCAACGCCAACGCCGGACAAAAAAGCCAAGAAGGGGGAGGAGCAGGAGGGAGAGCAGAAAGAGGAGGAUGAAGAAGAAGAGGAAGAUGGAGGAGGAGAAGAGGAGGCAGAGGCCAAGCCCAGAGCCACGCGCUCUGCAGCCCGUCUGGAGGCGGAGAAGAAUAAGCCCAGUAAGCCCUCCACUCGAGCUCUGAGCAAGGUGAAGGAGGAUAGCACCCCCAACACACGUGGCGCGAAAGGGCAGACAACGGCAGCAGCCAAGGGUGGACGCAAACGGGAAGCCAGUCCUCCAGCUCCACGCACCCGAGGAGCACAGAAACCAGAGGAGCCCCCUGCCAAACGCACCAAGAGAUGAAGUGACCUGUGCCAAGCUACAGUAGAGCCAAGGACCCAUACACCUGCACAUGUCCUCUGAAGACAUACAUUAAUUGCUUUUUUAAAAAAAUCAUUCACCUUUUGUAAAUAGUUAUUUUUUAUUAGAUACUUACCCCUGUGAAUGAUCCGCAGGCCUGUAUGGAAGAGGAGAAUGAAAGCAGCGUUCCAUGGUUAGACUAGGCUUGCACUAACAGCAGUUAAAUGUACUCCUGCCUCGUUAUAGUUCCUGUCAAAACAGUUCCCCAGGACUGAGGCUGACCCUGAUGUGACCCUGAUAGAGGCAUAUCUUCAUCAGAGUGGGGAGAGAGAAUCACACCAAGUGCCAUGAGCCAGACAGGAGUCUCACUCUGCUUAUUGGGAAUUACUGUGUUGAAGUGUUUUUAGUGUCAUCAAUCCAAGACAGGACAUGGCAACUACGGCGCGUGUGAUGCCGCAUUCUUUGGUAAUCCUAACAAUGUAGUGAAGAUCUUGUAAUAUACAGAGCAAGUCUUAACAAAAAAAACUACCAUGUCUGUUUUGACUAGUGUUCCGAGAAAAGAAAACAAUCAAUUUUUCUUCCAAGUGCUUUUAAAAUGUUCUUUUUAUCCAUUAUUCCAUCUUGUCAUGUUUGACUUGCAUAUAUUCAUUCUGUGAAUGUAAAAAAAGAAUGUAAGCUUUUUCCUUCCGUGUAAAGUUUAGAUGUACGAUUCUGUGGGUGUUGUUUGGUUUGCGUUUCUGUACGUAUUUGAAUGGUUUCUGUACGUAUUUAAAUGGUUUUUGUAUUUGAACUUCAGCAUUGCUGUACACAGGUGCUGCUGCUCCACAUCAGUGUUCUUCACAAUAAAAUCCCCUGUUUGUA
Messenger RNA from Alosa sapidissima (American shad), 6140 nucleotides. RefSeq names its product biorientation of chromosomes in cell division 1-like 1 (gene bod1l1). The transcript is spliced from 32 exons. The record is from RefSeq and is a predicted model, not a curated record. The coding region runs from base 117 to 5282 and encodes 1721 amino acids. NCBI's taxonomy places the organism in Eukaryota, Metazoa, Chordata, Actinopteri, Clupeiformes, Clupeidae.